UCUACAGACAUUAGACAGAACACUACAGAUCUAUGUAGGCCAUGAUGUAAGCUACGUUUCUCUCCGAAGCCCUUCCGAUUUGUUCGCGAAGGGUAAUAACAAGUACGUCGAAAGGGCCCGUAAACGGACCACCAGCGAAAUUUGCGUCACGGACACCUUUUUAUGGAACACCUUGACCUUACCGUUCAUCCACUUACGGUGUUCGCUUUUUAAAGGUGUUUGCUACGAUUCGACAAAAUUGUAUAUUAUUUUGAUAAAAUUGGGUUUUUUUUUCAAUCAAAUUCUGCUAAUAUUUGUUAUGGCAGUCUUACUAUGGCGAUAUUAUCUUGUCGUGCAAACGUUAAUUGUUUUAUUAUUUAAUGAUGCUCAAGUAGUUUCCGAAGUUGCAUUUUUUAAACCUAAAUCCGAUGGCUCUCUUCAAGCUGAAGGCAGACCGUUUCAACUUCAGUGUAUCUUUGACGCCAGUGACCAUCCAGAAAUUGAUCUUUCACAACGAACAGUUAUAUGGAAACGUCCACCCAUACCACCAAAAGAACUAGGUGUAAAAAUUGAUGACAAUAGCAAAUAUGGAAGCAUUACUUUGGAUCAAAUAGAUAAAACAUUUUUGAGAAGCAAGUUGUAUGUUCCUGAACCUCCAGCUUACCUAACAUUUCAAACAGCAUAUUAUGAAUGUGAAUUAGACCCUAAAGUUGGUUCACAGGUGAACUCUCACAAUUUUCCCAUCAAUGUUUUAAAAGCAAAAGCUGUGCCCAAUAUAACAACACCAACUAUAAAGUCAGCCAAACAUGAAGAAAUUGUCAUGUUAAAUUGCUCUGUGACUUAUAAUAAUACAGACCCACUUACAUCAGGAGCAAUGCUGAAUUUGACUUUGAAAAAAGAUAGGAAAAAAUUUGGGUCCAAAAAUGUAAAGUAUUUACAGGGAACACACUCAGUUUCAUUCAAUCAUCGUUUGACUGUGAGAAGCUCUACUGAUGGCGGAGUCUAUACUUGCCAAUGGACAUUAAAACAUCAAAGUGAUGAACUUCGUGGACAAAGCUUGGUUUUUUAAAUAUUUUGCCGUAUCUUGUCGGUCCUGAUAGGAAGGAGGUGAAAAAGUUUCCCGGCAAAGAUGUAACACUUAAAUGUGAUGUGAUUGGUUUUCCCAUUACUUACAAAUGGACGACAAAAAACGGUCCAUCUUUAGAUCGUGAUAAACGCAUAACAAUCAGAAAUUCCACUUUGUCGAUCAAAAAUAUUGAUGUUAAGGAUAGCAAUGAAUAUAUUUGUGCUGGUAAAGUUGUUGAUACAUCGUUGAAACAGAUAAUAAUCCUUCGCGUCAAAGAGAGUGUACUUGGGCUUGAAAAACAGUCUUCAUUAUCAUUGUAUCUGUGGUUUGCGUUCUUGUUAUCGCCAUUGUCGUGAUUGUCGUGGUUAUUUUUUGGUUUCGUCGUAAGAGGAAAAAUACCAGAAGUGAAGAACAAAGUUAUCGAGUGCCUAGUAGAGAGAAUCUGAUGACUUUGGAGAAAAUGUAAGACUUCAUUAAAGACGAAAUUGAUGUACGUAUAUAUCAUAAACAAUCAUACAUUUGCUUCAAAGAAAGCUAACGAAACUCUCACACAACAUAUUCGAUAAAAUGACAGGAACACUUAUGUAUUAAAUGAUAAAUGUUUUAUUGUAAAGCUCCUCAUUUGUUAUAAACAAUGCGUUAUGGAGUGUAUUGUAAUUUUUAAACUUGACUAAAUUGUUUUUAUGUGGAGAAAA
Xenia sp. Carnegie-2017 is the source of this 1740-nucleotide messenger RNA. RefSeq lists its product as uncharacterized. Lineage: Eukaryota; Metazoa; Cnidaria; Anthozoa; Malacalcyonacea; Xeniidae. The transcript is spliced from 7 exons. The coding region runs from base 299 to 1048 and encodes 249 amino acids. The record is from RefSeq and is a predicted model, not a curated record.